Pieris napi is the source of this 1505-nucleotide messenger RNA. Its product is annotated as ATP-dependent DNA helicase PIF1-like. Gene Ontology annotation, biological process: telomere maintenance; DNA repair. The transcript is spliced from 2 exons. Lineage: Eukaryota; Metazoa; Arthropoda; Insecta; Lepidoptera; Pieridae. Bases 431 to 1387 code for a protein of 318 amino acids. The record is from RefSeq and is a predicted model, not a curated record. Gene Ontology annotation, molecular function: DNA helicase activity.
CUAUAUAUAUAAUAAAACUAAGUCGAUAAAAUGUGCGUGCCGAUAAAACUUAAAAAGGAGUCCCGACACGAUAAAGGGACUUAUGUGGUGUGAUAGUCCUUUAUCCCCCCUCGAACAAGAAAGUUCCCGUUUUAAUCUAAAGGGCAUGUUUUUAAAGAUAUAAGGGACUUUCCGACCCUUCAACUUGGAAAUUAAGUGCAGUGGCGCCAUCUGUUAUCGAAUAUUUGAACUUCAUUCAGGAUUUGGAGUUAAAGCGACAUAAUUUUAGUUAUCCAAAUUAGUUCUCAAAAUAUUUAAAAAUUUAGGUUUUUAAAUUUCGCGCCUUUACUACAUACGCUACCGCUACAGAAGCUAGAAAGUUCCCGUUUUAAUCUAAAGGGCGUGUUUCUAAAGAUAUAAGGAACAAGAAUUGCGAAAAAACUCUGAAAUAAUGGGAGGAGCUCUACUCAUACUCUCAGGAGAUUUUCGACAAACACUUCCAGUUAUUCCCAAGUCAACAUCAGCAGACGAGAUCAAUGCAUGCUUGAAAAAAUCACAUCUCUGGCCACAAGUACAAAUACUGCAAUUAACAAAAAACAUGAGAGUUGAAUUAUCAAGAGAUGAAACAACAGGACAAUUUGCUAAAAUACUUUUACAAAUCGGCGAAGGUACAUAUCCUACUGACCAAACGACCGGCCUCAUUGAACUUAAUAGUGAUUUCUGUAAUAUAGUCACUACUGAAGACGAACUAAUCGACAAAAUUUAUCCAAAUAUUAUUCAGAACUAUACUAAUGCAGAGUGGUUAUUUCAAAGAGCAAUUUUGGCCACUAAAAAUAAUAUUGUUGACGAUAUCAAUUUUAAUAUUCUAAAGAAAAUACCUGGUGAAGAGAAAAUAUAUAAAUCGAUCGACACGAUGGUAUCCAUUGAAGAAAGUGUCAACUUCCCCACUGAAUUUCUAAACUCUUUACAAGUACCAGGAAUGCCAUUACACUGCCUUCGUCUGAAAAUUGGAACUCCAAUCAUACUACUCAGAAAUCUCAACUCCCCAAAAUUAUGUAAUGGAACUAGAAUGAUCGUAAAACAGCUAUCGAAUAAUAUCAUUGAAGCUGAACUUAUUUCUGGAAAGACCAAAGGACAGACAGUAUUUAUACCUAGAAUACCUCUGAUCUCUUCGGAAUUGCCAUUUCAAUUUAAAAGACUGCAGUUUCCAAUAAAAUUAGCCUUUAGUUUUACAAUUAACAAAGCGCAAGGACAAACUUUAAAAUAUUGUGGCAUUAACCUCAAAGAAUCCUGCGUCUUUCACGGUCAGCUAUAUGUAGCUUGCUCAAGAGUAGGAAAUCCGAAAAAUUUAUGUAUAUAUACUCCGGACAAUAAAAUGAAAAAUGUUGUUUAUAAACAAGUAUUGUAAAUAAUGAGAAAACGUUUUCAAUAAACUUUUUUUUUACUUUUUACGUCAUAGUUUAUUUUUUUAUUUCGACUCUAGCACGUCAUCUUAUAUCAACUCCCGGGCGAAGCCGGGUUUUUUA